CGCUAACUUCCAUGGCGGAACUCAGUGAGAAAGUUCAGCAUGUCCUGAACGAUAAACAUCAGAAAUAGUCCAGUUUCUUGCUUGGAUCGUCACGGAGUAGUUCAAUUCUGACCACAAGAACUCGGACACUUAUCACCUGACAAACGGUCUUCCAUAUAUGGCGUAAGAUAGGCAAUUUCACGUACGUUGAUCGCACUGAUUAUUGAUCUCAUCGAAUCGUCAACACUGACAUUCACAGCAGCUGUAUUAAGUGUACAACGCACAGGAAACUUACGACGUUUCACAUUCUAUACACUAAAUUCAUCAAAAUGAGCACUCCGAUUGGUGGCCGGAAACGCACUGGUACUGGGGCUUCGAGUCGGACGUACACGGCAGAGGGCGAAGCAUUGACCCACAUUGCAAAAGAGGCGGAGGCCAGACUCGCCGCGAGGCGAUCGGCGAGGGCUGAAGCCAGGGAAAUCAGGAUGAAGGAACUGGAACGACAGCAAAAAGAGGCCGAGAAGAAAAUGGAUGAAGAAUUUGCACAGAUCAGUGAUGAAAAAUUUGUUGGUGUCAAAAAUAUUGCCAAGCAACCUACAGCAAUAAUUAAUGCCAGAUCUAUGAUGACGUCUUCACAGAGCAGUCUCAGCAGUGGGACGUCACAACGAGACAAUGAAGAAAACAUACAGGAAAUUACAUCAGAUGAUUUGAAGGAUGCACUUUAUGAACUAGAGGACAAAUAUAAGAAAGCUAUGAUGACAAAUGCACAGCUGGACAAUCAGAAAGCAGCUCUUAUUUACCAAGUGGACACUUUAAAAGAUGUUCUUGAAGAACAGGAGGAAUGUAUGCAGGAGUUACAGAGAGAAGCCAGGGAAAAACAUAGGGAUUUAGAAUUAUGCAAACGUGAGAAGAUGAAAUUAACAUAUGAUGUAUCAGUAUGUAAAGAAAUGUUGAAACAAAGAGAUGACCUUAUAGAGGAGUAUGGUUUAGUGUUGGUUGGAGGAGAAACUACAGAGGAAGACGUUGAUGUCUUAGAUGGAGAAGACCCAGUAUUAAGCCCUGCUGCACUGGUCACGCCUGAUGGGGCCCAGUUAUUAGAAAAAUUAGGAGAUGGCAGUAUAGAUUUUAAACUUAAAAAACUUGUUGAAGAAAAAGAGGAAAUUUUAGAGCAGAUUAAAAAAUUAAAAGCUGAACUUGAAGAAGAAAAGAGUAAAAAUAAUCAAGGCGAUAGACUGCGCAAUACUCCACUAUCUCCCAUGAAUGGUCCAGAUUUAGAGUUACUGGAAUUACAGAGGGAAACUGGUAAACAAGUCAAUGAAUAUAAAAUGCGAUUACAAAAAACUGAACAAGAUAAAUCAACUCUAGAAGGCAAUAUUAUUAGGCUAGAAAGUCAAGUGAAGCGAUACAAAAUAGCAGCAGAAAAUGCUGAAAAAACAGAAGAUGAAUUGAAAGCAGAAAAACGGAAACUUCAAAGAGAGCUGAAGAAAGUGCAGGAACGAAUAAUGGAACUGGAAUUAGACAAUAGUCGCCUUAGUAAACGUGUUGAAAGCCUGAAAAGUCGAAGCGCACGGAACCAAGCUUUGCUCUGAAACAACCCUUCGCUUGCAUAAAUCAAGCCCUUGGAUUUGUGACCAGGUUGAUAUUUUAGACAAACUGAAUGAUAUAUUUGUUGUGAUUGACACACACAAGCUAACUGUUAUGUGCAAUGCAGUUAGAUGCAGGCAUGGUUGUAUGAUACAGCUGUAGUUCUUGGAUAUACAUGUAGCUGUGGGAAGCAUGCAUUGUGCAAUGGAGGUGGAAUGCCAAUCUUAUGUGCAGUUCUCCAUUAAGGCUUUGAGAUUAUCUUGGGAUAUUGCUGUUUUCCAACGGUGCAAAUAAUACAAACUCCAAUAUCAGGAGAUUGAUGACAUAAAUUACUCAAUCCAUAUUCAAUAAUUUGUAAUUGGUUUACAUAGCACAUGAGAUGGCUUUUCACAAUCCAGAUAAACAAGUAGAAGCUGAGAAUGGUAGCCCUGAACCCACUCACCUUUUUUUUUUUAAUAUUUGUCACCAUAAUUUUAUUUCAUCCAUUAGGCAAUAUUUCUAAUUUAGCAAAUGGAAUUACUUGUACAGCCAAUUCCAGCGGAUUUCUUCCAUUUUAUUUUUAUAGCUAUUCCCAGGUGUUCUGGCUGUUCUUCUAAUCAUAAAGUUUAUAUAUUUUUUAUCUAACAUAAUUGUGUCAUUAAACCCCCGCCAUCAACCCUUUAUAUUUAUUCCACUAAUAGCUACACUCCCACAAUUUCCUACUGAUGUUAUAUUCACCUUUCUCUUUCCACUUUUUCUUACUUUUGUAUGUGUACCCAUCCCUGUGUGGUGUCGUGAUAUAGCUAAGGGCAGCCAACGAUCAAGUCGAGGCACUUGAAACAGCCAAUGCCCAUCUAACAAAGCGAAUUGAAAAAAAGAAAAGCGGGCGAAGAAUCUGAGCCACUGAUGCAGCGUGGAUAAUCCUGUCGAGUGAUGACACAUCCUACCUGUCAGUUUUCUAGGCUGUGGUGUUUCGUGGAAACUGGUCGUACUCUAAAGCCCCAUGCUUUGCCAAUACAGCUUUCAACAUUGAACACGUACAUGUAUUUGAUAAUGUGUUAAAACGAUUGUAUUAUUUUGAUUUAAUACAAAGCAAUUUGAAAAUAAAGAUGACCAGAUUUACUAGAACAGGGAGUCACCUAAAAAAAUAGGAAUUGCCAAAUAUGCUUCCUUUCAGUGCUAAAGUUUGGAUAUUUUAUACCUAGUGUUGAAAAAUAAACUAAUUCACUUAUUUGCACUUAAAUCCAUACUGUGUUUUUGCUCCCGUCCCGCAUAUGUUCUAUGUGGUUUUCACGAGAAAUAAUUUCUAUUCCCACCAUUUUUUGUGUAUCUGUUGCCUAGUUGUUUUUUUUAAAUAUUUUAACAGUUGUAUUAUUUUUAUGUUGCAAGAUGGGAAAAUCAUCCAUGAAAACAAAUAAGUAAAUUGACUCGGCAGUAUUUCCAGUUAGAAACGCAAUUUUUGCUCCAGAUGUGUUCCCAGUGGUAGGGCGCCCUCAAACACAUGAGCUAUGAGAACUUGUUUAUUAUUUUUUUCAUGUCUAGUUAUUAGGCACGGGUAAUUAGCAUACCUGAUAACAAGUUAUGAAUCUUAAUUGUCUCGUGCAAUGAAGAUGCAAUGUUUAUAUUUUUUACUGUUGUACAUGUACGUUCAUACAAUUUAAUGGAGUUUUACUUUUGUUUCACAAACUACAAUCAAUUUAGAAUUACAAGAGGAAAAUGUAUUGGAUCUUUUAUUUUGAGUCGCAGUUUUUGCCAAAUUUAGCUAUUUCAUCCCCACAUUUGUAUUACCUUCCGAUGAACUGAUAGUUUUAGAAUCAAAGCAGGAAUUUGUAUUUAACUUUAUUGGGAAAUUCCAGUGAAUUGUCAUUUGAUUCGUAUUAUUAUAAAUUUUCACCUCAAUCAAAUGUAUUUGAUUUCAUUAAGGUAGAUGAUUUGGAGUGUUAAUCCCUAAUAAUUAUCAAAAACAAAAUGUGAUUAUGAUAAUCAUUCUUUCAUCUACAACCAUGUGUGCAUUUUUUCCCCCUAACCAAUAUCAAAUCUUAAUAGAAAUGCUCAUUUGUAAUUUGCUUAAAAUGACUAUUUUCAUACCUGUAUUAAACGCAUGUUUGUUUGUGCCGAAUGUACAUGCUUCUAAAUGCAAUUCAUAGAUCUUUCUAGAGCCUUGCCAAACCUAGUAUUAAUUAUAUUGAAACAAAAUUGCAGAUAGAGUAAACUAUCUAGGCAAAAUUGUAAUGGCGGUAGAUUUUCUCUCUGAAUAAUUCAUUUGGGAACUGGGGCAGAUGAUUUGUAUUGAAUUUUAUGUCAUUACAGAAGUGGGGAUUUCCUAAAACAAAUAAGAAUGCCAAUUACAAGUUUGUAUUUAAUAUAUUAGAGGUUUUCCACAUGUUGUCAGCUAGAAUAGUACUGGAGUGUGAAUUCCCAAUUUCGAUUUUUCAAAUCAGUAUUUUUUUUUUUUUUUGAA
This is a messenger RNA of Saccoglossus kowalevskii, 4003 nucleotides long. Its product is annotated as leucine-rich repeat flightless-interacting protein 2-like. Gene Ontology annotation, biological process: regulation of DNA-templated transcription. Lineage: Eukaryota; Metazoa; Hemichordata; Enteropneusta; Harrimaniidae. The record is from RefSeq and is a predicted model, not a curated record.